AUGGAUGAAACUGGAAUAACUACAGUGCAAAAACCCAACAAGCCAGCCAAAGAAGCUUUGCCAUUAGCCUGUACUCCGAAAAACAUUCAAUCCGGUUUUCAAGUAACUGGCAUAUCUCCGUUGAAUCGGAAUAUUUUUACUGAGGAUGAUUUUUUACCAAGUUAUCCAACCGAUAGACCUCUGGAAUCCACAAAUAUUAAUCAAGAAGAUAAUGAUUCAAAUUUGGUCGAUGAUACAUUUGAGAAUAAUAUCACUGUAGCUGACCGAGUAGCUGCUGAGCAUCAUAUUACUGCUUUAUCGGAUAUUGCUACUGAUUCGCUUCCUCCAGAAGAAAUAAAAAUGAGCAACGGCAAUAAUAGUGUUCAGUGUGGAAAAUCGCGUAAUGAAAUUCAGAGUGAGUUUGGUCUACCAGAAUCAACCUAUUAUAAAAUUAUCAAGUCAAGAGACUCUAUAAAGUCUCAGUGCUCUGAAGGACACGGAAAUAUUAAGAGGAGUCGACAUUCCGAGUUCCCCGACAUUGAAAACUGCCUUUUAGAAUGGAUCAAACAAACCCUUAAUAAGAACAUCCCCAUAGAUGGACCCCUGUUGAAAAAAAAAUCUAAAGACUUUGCCACAAGAUUGGGAUAUCAGAACUUUUCGGCUAGUAAUGGCUGGUUAGAAGGUUUUAAAAGACGUCAUGAUAUAGCUUUCAAAAAAGCCGCUGGAGAAAGUAGAUCUGUAGACCAAAGCGUGUGUAACCGAUGGACUGAAGAACUGCCAAGUCUCUUGAAGGGGUAUGAUCCAAACGACAUUUACAAUGCGGAUGAGACAGCUCUAUUCUUCAAGUGUCUUCCUGAUAAAACAUUCACAUUUAAGGGCGAAAAAUGUCAUGGAGGUAAACAAAGUAAGGAACGUCUUACUAUUCUUCAAUGCGUUAACAUGACCGGUACUGAUAAGCUACCUCUUUUAAUGAUAGGGAAAUCAAAACGACCUAGAUGUUUCAAAGGUGUCAAGACUUUACCUGUUGAUUAUGCAAGUAACACAAAAGCUUGGAUGACCAAGAUAUUAUUCAAGGAUUGGUUGAAAAACGUCGACAAGAAAAUGAUGAUGAAAAACAAAAAAAUCCUGCUUUUCAUUGACAACUGUGCUGCCCACAAUGACUUACCAACAUUCGAAAACGUAAAAGUCAUGUUUUUGCCUGCCAACACCACCAGUCAACUUCAACCUUUAGAUCAAGGUAUCAUUCACACAUUCAAACGCUUUUACCGCAGAGAAGUUGUUCAACACACCCUUACGUGUCUCGAAGCAAGCAAUAACCAUGAUAUUGACGUACUCCUAGCCAUGAAAUUUGCAAGGAAAGCAUGGUACAAAGUAAGUGACGUUACUGUCAAGAACUGUUUCAAGAAGGCUGGAUUUUGUAUCAGCACAGAUAAACAGGAAUUUAUACCUGAGGAUAAUGAAGUUGAAGCUGGACCUAGCAAUGAGGAUUGGGCCAAGCUUGUGUGUCACGAAUAUACUGGUGAUGUGUUAACGCCAACCUUUGAAGACUUUGUACAAGUUGACGACCUCCUGGCUACCGCUGGAGAAUUUACCGAUGACGAUAUCGUGCACAAUUUCGCUACAACGUGUACUGACGGAAAUGACAGUGAAGAUGAAGCCGACCAAUUGCAGACUUUGGAUACAGAAUGCAGGAUUGGUGAAAGUCUACAUUAUAUUCGUGACCUUAAUACUACAACUGGGUAA
Harmonia axyridis is the source of this 1722-nucleotide messenger RNA. Its product is annotated as tigger transposable element-derived protein 6-like. The transcript is spliced from 4 exons. Lineage: Eukaryota; Metazoa; Arthropoda; Insecta; Coleoptera; Coccinellidae. Gene Ontology annotation, cellular component: nucleus. Bases 1 to 1722 code for a protein of 573 amino acids. The record is from RefSeq and is a predicted model, not a curated record. Gene Ontology annotation, molecular function: DNA binding.